Messenger RNA from Peronospora matthiolae, 324 nucleotides. The record is from the annotation of a GenBank genome assembly. Lineage: Eukaryota; Oomycota; Peronosporomycetes; Peronosporales; Peronosporaceae.
AUGAUCAACUCGGGCGAAGUGGAGGUCGGAGCCAGCGGUUUACAGGACGGAACCAUACGCCGGGAAGAAGAGCGAGAUUGGAAGAGCGGAGCGGGUGCCGGGACGCGCAGUCUGCCUUUUUCUUUCCAGCCACAAGCACCGGACGGAACGGAUAAUAGGGGCGCUGGCUUUGCCGUGGAUCGCUUGGAACGGCGGAACGGACGGGGAAUGCUGUCCAUCAGAUUCCUAUCCGGAGAAGAAGACGUGUUGGAGACGUCAGGCACAAACGUAGCCAAAAUAUUUGGCGUCGCCUGGAUGACGACUGCGAAGAGGUCCGUGGAGUAG